AUGGCCGACGACAAGGCUUCCAUACCAGAGCAAGCGCCUCACCCACCUUCCUCUUCAUCGGCAUCUACCUCGUCCGCCACUGUGACGACGCCGGACCGCGAUGUCGAGGCUCAGCAACAGGCAAUCCCUUCUGAAAAGAUCAGCCACUGGAGAGUUCUCCUUGACCAGACCGGAGUUACUCAGCAAGUCCUGGAGCAUAACUACAGCGGACAGGGCACCACCGAGUCGCCGUAUCUGGUCGAGUUCAUUCCCGGAGACAGAUGGAAUCCAAUGACCUUCAAGGACUCAUUCAAGUGGACCAUUACUCUCAUCCAGGCCAGCGCCACCCUUUCCGUCUCCUUUGCCAGUUCAGCCUACUCAGGCGGUGUAAGUGAGAUCAUUCGCGAGUUCAAUAUCUCUUCCGAGGUUGCUAUCCUCGGUGUGUCUCUGUUCGUCUUGGGCUUCGCCAUUGGACCACUCCUUUGGGCUCCACUGUCUGAGCUCUACGGCCGCCAGAAGACCUUCUUCAUCAGUUACAUGGCCCUGGCUGCUUUUAGCGCUGGAGCUGCUGGAAGCCAGAACAUGGCCACUCUCAUCAUUCUUCGAUUCUUCGCUGGCGCCUUUGGAUCUUCUCCCCUGACGAACGCCGGUGGUGUCAUUGCCGACUUGUUCCAGGCCAAACAGCGAGGCAUCGCCUUUAGCAUCUUCGCCAUGGCUCCUUUCCUGGGCCCUGCUCUCGGCCCAAUUGCAGGUGGCUUCCUUGGCGAGUCCAAGGGCUGGCGAUGGGUGGAGGGAUUGAUCGCCAUCUUCACUGGCGUUGUCUGGAUUGCCAGCUCCCUGGCCUACCCCGAGACAUAUGCUCCGGUCUUGCUCCGUCAACGCGCUGCUGCUCUGAGCAAGAAGACUGGCAAGGUCUACAUCUCCAAGCUUGAGGAGGGCCAGCCGCCCAAGACUAUUGGCAGCCAGCUUCGUGUUUCCCUCCUGCGACCCUGGCUGCUCCUCAUCAAGGAGCCCAUCGUCCUUCUCAUCUCGCUCUACAUGGCCAUCAUCUACGGCACUCUCUACAUGUGCUUUGCCGCCUUCCCCAUUGUCUUCCAGCAGGGCCGUGGCUGGAGCCCCGGUAUUGGCGGCCUGGCCUUCGUCGGCAUUGCCAUUGGCAUGACCCUGUCCACCGUCGGAUCCGUCUUUGACAACAACCGAUACAUCAGAGCGGCUGCCAAGUCUCCGGACGGCAUCGCCCCUGCGGAAGCCCGUCUGCCGCCCGCCAUCCUUGGCUCCAUCCUCAUCCCCAUCGGCUUGUUCUGGUUCGCGUGGACCAACGGGCCCAGCGUCCAUUGGAUCGUCUCCAUUAUCGGCACCAUCUUCUUUGCAUCCGGAAUCGUCUUGGUGUUCCUCUCGCUGAUGAACUACAUUGUUGAUGCCUAUGUGGUCUUUGCCGCCUCGGCUUUGGCCGCCAGCUCCGUCCUCCGAUCACUCUUUGGCGCUGCUUUCCCGCUCUUCACCAGCUACAUGUACAAAGACCUGGGCAUCCACUGGGCCAGUUCCAUUCCUGCUUUCUUGGCGCUGGCCUGCGUUCCUUUCCCCUUCCUCUUCUGGAAGUACGGCGCCAAGAUCCGCGCCAAGUGCGAGUAUGCCGCCGAAGCCGCCGAGGUUCUUGCGAGAAUACGGGCCAAGAACGUCCGAGUGACCGAGGAUGAGGCCGCUGCGGAAGUGGAAAAGCACGAGCAGGAGAGACGUGACAGCCGGGCCUUGCAGAGGGAGCAGAGCCGCGCCAGUCGCGCCAGUCGCGCCAGCCGAUUCAGCCGUUUCUCGCUCCGGGGAAACUAA
This is a messenger RNA of Trichoderma reesei QM6a, 1806 nucleotides long. RefSeq lists its product as uncharacterized. The coding region runs from base 1 to 1806 and encodes 601 amino acids. The transcript has 3 exons. Gene Ontology annotation, biological process: transmembrane transport. The record is from RefSeq and is a predicted model, not a curated record. NCBI's taxonomy places the organism in Eukaryota, Fungi, Ascomycota, Sordariomycetes, Hypocreales, Hypocreaceae. Gene Ontology annotation, molecular function: transmembrane transporter activity.